Messenger RNA from Etheostoma spectabile (orangethroat darter), 1465 nucleotides. RefSeq names its product Sep (O-phosphoserine) tRNA:Sec (selenocysteine) tRNA synthase (gene sepsecs). Gene Ontology annotation, biological process: selenocysteine incorporation; conversion of seryl-tRNAsec to selenocys-tRNAsec. The record is from RefSeq and is a predicted model, not a curated record. Gene Ontology annotation, molecular function: tRNA binding; O-phosphoseryl-tRNA(Sec) selenium transferase activity. NCBI's taxonomy places the organism in Eukaryota, Metazoa, Chordata, Actinopteri, Perciformes, Percidae.
GGUAAGUGUCCCGAGGAGGGAUGGAGCGAGAGCACCGUAGAGCUCUUCCUCAACGAGCUGGCGUUGAUGGACAGCAACAACUUCCUCGGCAACUGUGGCGUGGGAGAGAGAGAAGGCCGGGUGGCGUCCAGCCUGGUGGCGAGGCGACACUACAGGUUGAUCCAUGGCAUAGGUCGCUCAGGUGACAUCGCUGCUAUUCAGCCCAAAGCUGCAGGAUCCAGUCUGCUUAACAAGCUGACCAAUUCAGUUGUGUUGGACAUCCUUAAACUCUCAGGUGUCCGGAGUGUGGCGAGCUGCUUUGUAGUUCCCAUGGCAACGGGAAUGAGCUUGACGCUGUGCUUCCUGACCCUCCGUCAUCGAAGGCCCAAGGCUCGCUACAUCAUUUGGCCUCGCAUCGACCAGAAGUCCUGCUUCAAAGCCAUGACCACAGCAGGCUUUGAGCCGGUGGUGGUGGAGAACGUUCUGGAGGGCGAUGAGUUGCGGACAGACGUGGAAGCAGUCGAGAGCAAGAUCAGUGAGCUCGGAGCUGAGAACGUCCUGUGUGUUCAUUCCACCACGUCCUGCUUUGCCCCGCGGGUCCCUGACCGGCUUGAGGAGCUGGCUGCUGUGUGCGCCAAACAUAACAUUCCCCACAUAGUGAACAAUGCAUACGGAGUACAGUCGUCCAAAUGCAUGCACCUCAUACAACAGGGAGCUCGAGUUGGAAGAAUUGAUGCCUUUGUACAGAGCUUGGACAAGAACUUCAUGGUUCCAGUAGGGGGCGCCAUCAUCGCUGGUUUUGACGAGUCCUUCAUACAGGAGAUCAGCCAGACGUACCCAGGUCGAGCAUCGGCCUCACCUUCCCUCGACGUUCUCAUCACCCUUCUCACUCUGGGCGCCAGCGGCUACAAGAAGCUCCUGUCAGAGAGGAAGGAAAUGUAUUUGUUCCUGGCCCAGGAGCUGAAGAGUCUAGCCUCUGCACACGGGGAGAGACUGCUUCACACCCCACAUAACCCCAUUUCACUGGCCAUGUCUCUGGACGGUCUCCAGGCCGACAGCGACAAGGCGGUGACUCAGCUGGGCUCCAUGUUGUUCACCCGGCAAGUGUCGGGAGCCAGGGUGAUACCGCUGGGCAAGGAGCAGACUAUAAGCGGACACACGUUCCGUGGCUUCAUGUCGCACUCGGAGGCGUACCCCGCUCCUUACCUCAACGCUGCCUCCGCCGUGGGGAUCACCAGGGAAGAUGUGACACUGUGCAUCAAACGGCUCGACAAGUGCCUGAAGACCCUUAAGAAGGAGGGAAGUGCAGCGAGAAACAGUUCCGCGGUACUUCCAUCGUGCCAGGAGGAGACUACUGAAGAAUGACUGCCUGGAAUAAGGAAACUUUGACAAGCCUAGUUAGAGCUCUAGGCUCUGCUGCUGCCUGAACAUCCUCAUUUUUAUUUUAAUUUUUUUGGUGUGUUCAUCCAACACAACUGACACAAGC